GAGUGUUUGACACGGUGCUACUUUACGCGUUAUUAGAAUUUUGCGAUUGUUUUCAUAUUUCUUUAAAACCAUGCACUUAAUAUAAACAAUUAAACAGAGAUAUAAGUUUUCAUAAUUUGGUAGUGAAGUUAUUAGUGAAUUACGCAAGCUUCUAAUAUUAUUUAAUCAUGGCGGAUCCUCUAAGUUUGCUUCGUCAAUUUAACGUAAAUAAAAAAGACAUCAUCGAGAGGGAUAAUCAAAUAAUAUUUGGCGAGUUUUCGUGGCCAAAGAAUGUUAAAACUAACUAUCUCAUGUGGGGGUCUGGGAAGGAGGGAAGCGAUAAAGAAUACUACACUCUUGAAUGUUUGUUGUUUAUACUUAAGAAUAUACAUUUGGCCCAUCCUGUAUAUGUCAAACAAGCAGCAGCUGCUAAUAUUCCCGCCGUGCGCCGCCCAGAUCGUAAAGAACUUCUGGCUUACCUAAAUGGUGAAACGGCAACUUGUGCAUCUAUUGAUAAAAGUGCUCCCUUGGAAAUUGCUACACAGGUUAAGAGAACUCAUGACCAUGAUGGAGGGGAACCAGCAACAAAGAAGCCUCGUAUUGAGGAGACCCAUGUGCAGAAGGUCCGUGAGCAACUUGCUGCUCGGCUUGAUGCUCCCAAAGAAGCAUCUGUCACUGUUGAUAAUAUCAAGUCGCUGUCAGAAGCUAUGUCAGUUGAAAAGAUUGCUGCAAUUAAAGCUAAGCGUCUAGCAAAGAAGAGGACUACUAUCAAAAGCAAUGAUUUCUCUGACACAUUAGGGGUUGUGAAUUCCGACUUAAGAGCCAUACUCGAUUACGAUGUUGACAUGACCAAAGAUAUUCUCAGCCGAGAAAGGCAGUGGAGGACAAGGACAACAGUCUUACAGAGUAACGGCAAGACAUUUGCAAAAAGUAUAUUAGCACAUCUGGCAAGUGUAAAGGCGAGGGAAGAAGGCCGGCCUGGUGUGCCUCGACCACAGCCCGUUGUGAUGCCACAACCGUCAGCUAUACCACAACAACAGACACAGUAUAACAGAUACGACCAGGAAAGAUUUAUUAGACAGACAGAAGAGACAGAGGGCUUCGAGAUCGACACUAUGCGCACAUACCACGGCAUGACGCUGAAGUCGGUGACGGAGGGUCCCAGCGUGCCCGUCGCUGCGCGCGCGCCGCAAACGCCGACGCACUCGCGACAGAUGCCACAGAAUGGCGGCAUGGCGGGCGGAAUGGCGGCUACUCGGCCGAGUGCGCCGUCUCCGGGUCGGCUGGGCGGAGCCAAGCGGCCAUCACGCACGCCCAUCAUCAUCAUCCCCGCCGCCGCCACCUCUCUCAUCUCCAUGUUCAAUGUUAAAGACAUGUUGCAGGAGUUCAAAUAUGUCCCAGUGGAACAGAAGAAAGCGGAGGGCGCAGUGCGAGAAAACGAAGUGCUGCUGCAGAGGAGGAAAGGCCCCACUGGUGACGUGCCAAACAACGCCACUGCUAUGACUGUGCCAUACCGCGUGGUGGACAACCCGGCGCGGCUGUCGGCGGCGGAGUGGGAGCGCGUGGUGGCGGUGUUCGUGCAGGGCCCCGCCUGGCAGUUCAAGGGCUGGCCCUGGGACGGCAACCCCGUGCAGAUAUUCGCUAAUAUCUGCGCGUUCCAUUUAAAAUGGGAUGAAAUGAAGUUAGACGCGAACGUAGCGCGGUGGGCGGUGACGGUGCUCAACCUCAGCCGCACCAAGCGCCAUCUCGACCGCGCUGUGCUCAUGGCCUUCUGGGAGACGCUAGACAAACACAUGAUGAAGAAUAAACCACAUCUUAGGUUUUAAGUUAGUGAUAGCAAUAAUUUACCUAUAGACUUAUGCAUUGUGAAUAUCCGAGAGCCUUAUAUAGCAGAAAUAAUAAAAGCCCUUCAUACCAUUUUACUUAUAUUUUGUCCUUUUUAGUAUCAAAAUAUUUAUGGAACUUUCGUUGACAUUGACAGACUUUAUAAUAACGUAUUAUUAAAAUUUACAUAUUAUUAUUCAAUACAUGCACAAAGAAAUUGUAAUGUGAAAAAAAAUGUUCGGUAUACUUUUUUAGUGAGCCAAUGUUAUGGUAUCAGUAUGAAAAUAGGUAGCAUUUACAACGCUGCACAUAACACUGCAACAUUUCGUACGAAACAAAGACGUUAUGUGUCAAUUAUUGUGUGCUCGAGACUUAUACAGGGUGUA
Molecule: messenger RNA, 2189 nt
Organism: Aricia agestis (brown argus)
Lineage: Eukaryota; Metazoa; Arthropoda; Insecta; Lepidoptera; Lycaenidae
Gene: hyx
Product: parafibromin
Exons: 12
Coding region: 168-1805 (545 amino acids)
Biological process (GO): transcription elongation by RNA polymerase II; positive regulation of transcription elongation by RNA polymerase II
Cellular component (GO): Cdc73/Paf1 complex
Molecular function (GO): RNA polymerase II complex binding
Source: RefSeq, a predicted model, not a curated record